CAGGACAUUCCACCAUGGGACGUGUUCGAAUGUUAUCCUCCUUCACCAGAAAGUGGAUCUAUGCAAAAUAACAGAUUUUUCGAGAUCGUCAUUUGGAUCCUAAAGAUAUUCAUUUAUGGAUUGUUAUUUACUAUCGUCUUUUGUGGCGGUAUCGUAUCUAAAUUAUUUGUUUUAUUGGCCACCGCGCAACUACGUAAAAAUCAAUCGUUGCUCUUUUGUAAUCAUAAUGAAGAAUUAGAAGAGCUUUUUACCGAAUAUACGCAAGAUGGCCGUAUAAAAUGGACGUGGUGUUUAAUUUUCAUAUUUCUCAUACCGGAAUGCAUCGGGAUGUUAAACACCUUGUGGCACUAUCUAUUCAAAAGAAAAUCAAGGAUGCCAAAGAAACGGAAUAUUUUACUCAUGAUCUUGAUAGAUACUCUUCACACGCUCGGUUUAGUAUUAUUAACUUUUAUCAUUCUACCAGAAAUCGGUGCAGUGCAAGGUGCCGCGAUUUUCUGUUGCCUAUGUUUCGUACCAGGAUUGUUGAAUCUAUUUUCGCGAAAUGAAGAGAGCCGUAAUAUAUCAGCAAUUAAAUUAAGAUUACUAAAAAUUUGUGAUGUACUGGCAUUGAUCGCCCAAGUCAGUGGGAUGUUGUGGCCUUUGAUUCUUACUAUCGAGCACGACGUCGAUAAAACGUUGAUGUGGAUUACUCCCGUUGCUCUUGCGUUGUGCUCAAGUCGCUGGUGGAGCAACUUUGUAUCGUCUCACAGCAACGUUGGUAUAGUACGAUCCUUAUCCCGUGCGAAAGAAGAUCUUCAACCAGGUCAGCAUAUCGUACAUGGAUAUGUUUCAAUUUGGAGGAUAUUCAUUUUUAUCACAGGAGCUUUCGUUAUUAACAUACGCGAAGGAAUAGAUGCCAAAAGCUUCUUCUCACCGCAAUUCACCUACCGCAAUUUCCCUACACCUCUUUAUAUCUUUGCGAUUCAAGCUGUUUGCACUAUGACGAUGUAUCAAGCUUGCAAAUUCGUUUACAGAACCCAUAUGCACCAAUUUGGUUUCGCGUUUCCAACAAAUCUAGUUAGCCUAGGAGUGGUAUGUUUGAUUGUGACAUUGUGCAUCGCCAGAAAGAAAGACAUCUGUGCCUUUCGUAAUGUUACCCCGGACUAUCUUUUCUUUGAGGAUUUCCUCUUUGGAAAUUGGAACGAAUUUCUUUCUAGUUGGUACACUUGGUUUUGGCUGAUAUGGCUCAUGUCACAGAUAUGGAUCACGAUACACUUGUGGACCACUGAAAACGAAAGAUUAGCAUUAGCGGAAAGGAUCUUUUCUACGAUCACCUAUGAUUCGCUCAUGAUCGAUCAAUGCUUAGCUUUAAAUAAAAGGAUGCAGAAUGAAAAUAUUGAACAAAACCACGAAGGGGAAACUAAAGAUGCUCAACUUCCAAAUGGCGACCUGAGACUCGAAGUUAUCGAUAUUAGCUUAGAUGCUGGAAGAAUCGAACGAAAUUUUGACCAAGACGACUCGAUUGAUGCUGAUACAGCAGUUGAUAAACGUAAAGAUCGAGUUGCAAAAAUUUAUGCGUGCGCUACAAUGUGGCACGAAGAGAAGAGCGAGAUGAAUCAUUUAGUGGGCAGUAUUCUACGAUUGGAUAAAGAUCAAUGUGCAAUACGCGUCACGCAGAAAUAUUACAAAGUUCAAAUUGAAGACUAUUAUGAAUUAGAAACGCACAUUUUUUUCGACGACGCAUUUUGUUGCAUGCAUGGCUGCAUUGGUUUGUGCAAUCAUGAUGAAAAUGAGACGCAAGUUAAUCAAUAUGUAAUUACGCUGGUGGAGACGAUUCAGAAAAACGUGGAGAACUUAUGCAUGCGUUUUUCACCGCCUACUAAAUAUCCAACGCCUUAUGGAGGUCGUCUUGUAUGGACGUUGCCAGGAAAAACUAAUUUGAUAGUUCAUCUGAAGGAUAAAAACAAGAUUAGACAUAGGAAACGAUGGAGUCAAGUCAUGUAUAUGUAUUACCUUUUGGGCUAUCGUCUGAUGGGACUAUCAAUCGAUACGGAUCGAAAAGAGGCUAUUGCCGAGAACACGUACAUUCUUACAUUGGACGGAGAUAUUGACUUUCGACCGGCCGCUGUUAAAGUUCUGGUGGAUUUGAUGAAAAAAGAUAGAGAUCUCGGUGCUGCGUGUGGUCGAAUACAUCCGAUCGGAUCAGGUCCAAUGGUUUGGUUCCAAAAAUUCGAGUACGCUAUUGGUCAUUGGUUGCAAAAAUCUACAGAACAUACCAUCGGUUGUGUUCUAUGCAGUCCUGGCUGUUUUUCGCUUUUUAGGGCAAAAGCGUUAAAACAGCCCAACGUAAUGGCAAAAUACGCUACCAAAUCUACCGAAGCCAGGCAUUAUAUUCAGUAUGACCAAGGUGAGGAUCGAUGGCUAUGUACGUUACUUCUCCAAGUGGGUUCCCGGGUUGAAUAUUCGGCAGCAAGUGAUGCUUAUACACACGCACCAGAACACUUUAAAGAUUUUUACAUACAACGACGAAGAUGGAUUCCCUCGACUGUCGCAAAUAUUUUCGACUUGUUGAUUACUGCUAAACAGACGAGAAAGGUGAAUAACGAUAUCUCGUGGCUGUACAUUGCUUACCAGUGGAUUCUAAUGGGGAGUACAAUCCUAGGACCAGGUACGAUAUUUUUGAUGCUGGUUGGCGCGUUCGUUGCCGCGUUUCAUAUCGACAAUUGGACCAGUUUCUGGUACAAUCUAAUCCCAAUUGGCGUGUUUGUCGGAGUUUGUUUUAUUUGCAAGGAACGCAUGCAGGUAUAG
Messenger RNA from Trachymyrmex cornetzi, 2787 nucleotides. RefSeq lists its product as uncharacterized. The record is from RefSeq and is a predicted model, not a curated record. The transcript is spliced from 11 exons. Gene Ontology annotation, molecular function: chitin synthase activity. Bases 61 to 2787 code for a protein of 908 amino acids. Gene Ontology annotation, cellular component: cell septum; cell periphery. Gene Ontology annotation, biological process: chitin biosynthetic process. NCBI's taxonomy places the organism in Eukaryota, Metazoa, Arthropoda, Insecta, Hymenoptera, Formicidae.